AUGUCUGACAGGCCCAUGGGUCCACUGUCUGAGGUUGAACUAGCAACGAAAGACGAAUCUACGCCACCCGGUUCGGUCGUCAUCGAAGUUGUAGCUGCGCCACCAGCGAUUAACAUCCCGGAUGGCGGUCUUCAGGCAUGGCUCUCUGUCCUCGGAGGGUUCCUGAUUUGCACAACCACCUUCGGCUACUCCAACUCGUUCGGGGUGUUUCAGGACUACUAUGUUCUCUCAGGCGCAUCGUCUGCGUCGAACAUCAGCUGGAUUGGGUCUUUACAGCUGUUCUUCAUGUUCGUCGUGGGCCUUCCUGCGGGCAAACUCUUCGAUCAAGGUUACUUCCAUUAUGUCGUAGGCUCCGGCAGCAUUCUCUACGUAUUCUGUCUCUUUUCCGAGGAUUACGUACUCAUAAUUCGAGAACUUGGCAGCAUGUUCAUGCUCUCACUCGCGAAUCCGCACAAAUACUAUCAACUCGUGCUCUCCCAGGGCAUUGGCAUGGGCAUCGGGAGCGGCUUGAUGCUUGUCCCGGCUAUGUCUGUGCAAACGCAUCACUGGCGCGUGCGCCGCUCGCUCGCAAUGGGCAUUGUCAUGACCGGCUCUGGCGUCGGCGGUCUAAUCUACCCUAUCAUGCUGAACAAGCUUGUGAAUGGCAGUGCUGGUUUCGCGUGGGGAGUACGUGCGACCGCGUUCCUUACUCUCGGCCUGCUCGCCAUAGCAAAUGCGGUAAUGACGACUCGCUUACCGAGCGCUAGGAAGCGUGGACCAGGGCCCAAACCUGACAUGAAAGCAAUUAUGACGGACGGGCCGUACUGGUUAUUUGCGUUCGGGUUGUUUCUCGUACUUUGGGGGAUGUUCUUCCCGUAUUUCUACCUCCAGCUAUGGGUGAACCUGCACAGGCUCUCGGGGACGCUGGCGUUCUAUACCAUCGCCAUUCUCAAUGCUGCCUCGAUCUUCGGGCGCACCCUUCCGAACAUGCUUGCAGACCGCGUCGGCCCGUUCAACGUUCUCGCGCCUGUGGCAGUCAUCACAAGCGCGCUCGUACUCGCCAUGUUCGGCGUCACAUCCACCGGGGCUGUCAUCGUGUUCUCGAUUCUGUAUGGGUUCUUCUCGGGAGCAAUGAUCUCACUUAUGCCUCCGGCGGCGGCGACGCUUGCCAAGGGUCUGCAUGAGAUCGGGAUCCGUCUUGGACUCGGGUAUUUUGUAACGUCGUUUGCCAUGUUGACUGGGACACCCAUCGCUGGCGCGCUCUUCGACGAGGGCGGCCGGUGGUACAAGCCAAUCGUGUUCAAUUCGGCUUUCCCAUACCUGUGCCGCUUCUGCCACCUACUGAGGGUGCCUCGGCGCAUGCGAAAUUGGCACAUAAACCAGCGGGAUCACAUAUGUCAUCUUGACAUGCGUACUCACGCCCCUGGCCCGCGAACCGCGGGGGACUUAUGCUCGUACUGCGCGUAUUGCGAGCGUGAUACUCCACAUAGACCAGAGAUCGCAUCGGAAAUUGCUGUUAGGAUGUUUUCGAACAAAUCGCCUCCUAUCGCCAUUGUUGGAAUUGCUGCAGAACUCCCGAGUGGUGACUGGAGCGAGUCGAACUUGGACUACAACUCGUUUUAUGACUUCCUAUUGCAAGGCGGAGAGGCGUACGAGAAGAUGCCUGCAGACCGCUUCAACAUGCACACUCUCAAGGGAACCGCUUCCGGCCAGGUGGGCGCCGAUACAGGCGCAUUCCUCAAGGACAUAGGCCUCUUCGAUCCGAUCGAGUUCGGUAUCACGAGCAAGGAUGCCAGGCUGAUGAGCCUGGGCACAAGAAAGCUCAUAGAAACGACGUUCCUAGCCUUACUUGACUCGAGUAUCGACUACAGAGGUCGGGAUGUCGGCUGCUACAUGUCUGCUGUGGCUCAUGACAUGUUUUCCGUAUCCGGACAUCUCAACCUUAUAUGCCACCCACUCGGGGUUCAAGCGUUACGGAAUGGCGAGUGCGAAGCGGCAGUUGUGGGCGCUGUCAGCUCAACCACAGUCAGCAUGCACAGGGACAUUCUUCUCGAAUCUGACAGGACAUUUGACCUGUAUUGCGUAGAUUCGGGCGAGGUGAGGCCUCUCGACGCGGCGCUCCGUGAUCGAGACAGGAUUUAUGCUACAAUUCUCGGAACCGCAUCAAUUCUUCCGGCUCGCUGGCCCCGUGAAUGCACCAGUCGCAUUGGCGCAGAAAAUGCUAUGUUACGUGCGUUCGCUCAGGCGCAGCGGUCUCCGCGAGAAAUAGACUUUGUCGAGCUACACGCAACAGGUACUGCAUCUGGGGACCCCACGGAGGCGAACUGGGUCGGUGUACAGUUUGGGAGAGAUGAUGAGCUGCUUGUUGGCAGCGUAAAGGGCAAUAUUGGCCACACGGAGAUCACUGCAUUCCUAUCGUCUCUAUGCAAGUGGACGGAGCAUAACAUGCGCGUUCCUGUAACUCCGGAGAAGCUUAGCAUCCGCUCUCCUUCUGGCCGUGCGCUCAUCGCGAUGUCGAGCUCCGGUAUUGGCGGCGCCAACGGCCACUGCGUUAUUGAAGCUCACGCGCCCGACGUUGAUGGCACUCCGCAGUUGUGGGCGUAUCAGAGUUCGGUGAUCCCGUCGCUCUUGAUCAUAGGCGGCCUAUCACCACGGUCCGCUUCUGCUGUCGGCGAAUCACUCAAGGCCCUCACGGCGGAGCAGGACCACAAGGACAUGGACCGUGCACUCGGUCGGCGAGCGCGGUCAAUGCUCUGGAAAGCGUAUGCUGUUACUCCAGACGGACAAACCCCUCGCUUCUCGGAGCCGGCUCUCACCCCUAAAACAGCACCGGAGAUCGUGUUUGUGUUCCCUGGCAGGGCCCCAACACUGGAACAGACAUGCGUUCCAUUCCAUGAUACUGUGGUGGAGCUCGACGCAGUCUACGCAAGCGUGACUGGCAAGUCGCUUAUCGCAGACGUGGGCCUCUUCGGCGAAUCCGAUGUACCUGACACCUUGGGAGACGUCUGGCCAAUCUCCAUUACCUUACCUGCGCUAACGAUCCUGCAAAUUGCGCUCAUGGAAGCUCUAGCUUUCAUCGGCGUCAAGCCGGAUGUAGUGAUCGGACACUCUGCAGGCGAGACGGCCGUCGUGUAUGCGUCGGGUGCGGCAUUCAAGGCAAUGGCAGUCGAGCUCUCAAUUGCAAGGGGCCGAGCGAUGGAGGCACUGGAGGGACACGAUGGAGCUAUGGCAGCUGUAGCAUGCUCUGCAGCGCUGGCUGAGGAAACCAUCGUUGACGUCGUCGCGGAGCUGGGACCCGCUGCCCUGGAGGUUGGCUGUUACAACGCUCCGAACGCCAUCACACUGUCCGGUUCUGCAAAGCACAUCGCGUCUGCAGUGGCGCGGGCAAAGGCGGCUGGUAUUCUGGCGACCCAGCUACGAACGCGGAUACCCGUACACUCGUCAAUGAUGGCUAUCUGCCAGGCAGAUUACGAGGAGCGGGUUGGGGAGGUGUUCAAGAAGUACGCAGUCGUACCGACGAAAGUGGAGACGUUCUCGUCUCUUACUGGCGGCAUAUUGAACACGCCCUACGACGCCCGCUACUUCUGGGAUAAUACGCUUGGGCCGGUAAUGUUCGAGCCCGCUAUAAACGCCAUUCACACUAGGCACCCGCAGUCGAUUUUCGUGGAGCUGGGCCCCCAUCCCGUCCUGUCGGGGUAUAUCACCGCGAUCUCGGGGCACGGUACGACAGUACUGAGCCCGAUGAAACGAUCCAGGACUGCAGGCGUCGGCGAGCCGAUGCAGCUCUUGGACUGUGUCGGGCGACUAGUCUGCGCGGGCUACUCGCGAGUGAAUAUGGAUGUGCUGUUUGGUAUGGCAGAGAACGCAAGUGCAAACAUACCUCCAUAUCCAUUCGCGCGGAAGGAGACAGAUGCGUCAUGGCCCAUUGAACUACCCUCAACUGCGAAUCAACACACAGACGCAUCCUGGCUAGCGGACCACAUCAUACAGAAUGAACCUAUCAUGCCCGCAGCGGGAUUCCUGGAAAUGGCACUCGAAUUUGGCGCGAAGAAGCUCUGGAACAUACAAUUCCACUCGGUCCUGUCGCUUUCGUCCGAACGUCCGACGCCCAUUGACGUGAGACUUGAAGAUUCGCAGUGGAGCGUCCACAGUGCACCUGCGGCAGAUUUGUCAAUACGUGGCCACCGACAGAAGUUCACAUUUCUCGGUAGUACGAUCGUGUACAUGCGACAGGCUAUCUCUCGAUGGAAGCGAACUCGAUGGAGAUGCGUCUCCAGUGGCCAUCAACGACAUACGUGCACGCCUGAAGAUGAUGGAGACGAAGAGUUUUAUGAUAAUCUUCGUUCAUUGCCAACUACGGGACCACAUGCUGCGCUGCAGGUUGCAGUGCAUCCGUUGAUUACUGGGGCCGUCGCUCACGGUCACUACUAUCUGCCAUCAAAGUUGGGGACGCUAGUUAUCCAUGACGCGCUUGCUCAAGGGAUGCCUGAGAAGAUCUACGCUCAUGCAGUCUUGUCAAAUGGAUGCCUGCUCAUGAACGAACGCGGCCAGACGCUAUGCACCAUAGAUGCCCUCGAGGUAGCAGCUCACGGGCGAACACCAUUGAUAGUCCAACAUCGAUAUGAUAUGGCCCAUCGCCAACUCGAUAUACAUCUCUCCAUUUCUUCAGAGUCGGGCGACAACGGGUCAAAUAUGAAGACGACCAUGAUCGUCGACGGAGAGUCCCUCUGCUUCAUCGCAUCCAAAGGUGUUCUGCGUCAUUUCCCCGCGACAUGGCCUCUUGGAGAAUACGAGGAGACAGCACAGUCUCUCUGUGCUCAUCCGCUGGCAGAGGAAGAAAUGUCGGUACAUGAGGAUGGCUCAGUGCGUGCUCCCAUGGUCGUAUCAUCGCCCGCGCCGAGGAAACUCGUGUCUUUUGACCCCGGAGCGCUAUGGACGUAUCAGCACUCUACCCUCUCGCAGGUUUCUCACCCGAUGGUACCUCCAGGCCAUGUUCUGAUUCAGCGACCCCUCGCGUCUGGAGGGCGAAUGCAUCUCGUAACGCACUCGGACACAGGCUCGGGCGCGUUCUGUGCCAGCUAUACGAGAGCCGCGGACUGCACGUGUACGCUUGCCGUCGCAGGCCGGCAUCUCGGAGACCAGGAGCGCACUAUCUCGGCAGCCGAAUACAUGGUUUCGGGGAGAGAGGAGCGAAUGCCAGCGACAUCGACAGGACGGUGCACCGGCUGCAACCAGCAAGCACUGGGGUCGGAGAAUUCUGGCCGAGGACCCGUGGGCUAUAGGGAUGCGUUGAAGCUCGCGUUGUCGAACCCUACUAGCUUCACAGAAGUCUUCACUCCUCCCAUCGAUGCGCUGGACAUAGUACGACCAACAGACGUAUGCUUUGUGGACACCAUCUUCGCUCCUGACAAGAACGGGGCGCGUGAGAUCGUCCUCACCUCCCGCUCAGGGACGGCCAAACUCGCGACUAAAGACGAGUUCAUCGCUUUGAGGCUUCUCGCUUACCUGCGAUCACGAGAUGACUUGGUGCUACGUACGGAGGCCAUCGACGCAUCAUCGGUCGAGGAAACAAGGGAGCUGGUGGCGUCGAGCCAGAAACCGUUUGGCGGGUGCAUGAUCAUGACAACCAACCUGAUCGACCGUACAUUCGCCACGCAAACGUCGGAUACAUUCGAAGCCUCUUUCACCGCCAAGCUGGGUGCCUUCCAUGCUUUGGAGAAGGUCAUCGAUAUUCAUUCGCUGGACUUCGUGCUCGCCUUCUCGUCUGUCGCGGGGCUGUUGGGAAAUGCUGGGCAGACCAAUUACGCUAGCGCAAAUACUGCUUUGACAGGGUUGACGAAGCGAUACAAGAACGCUGCGACCAUCGUUCCACCAAUGAUAAAUGAUACCGGGGGGUCCCUCACCCUGGCCGCUACCGACACACUCUGCGAGUGCAUCGGCGACGCAUUGUUGAAGCUUCGUGAAGGACCUGUCUGGCAAUACAUCCCAGAUUGCGACUGGAGCCUCGUCCAGAGCAAAAAUGGGUCUUCCCCCCUGUACGACCACCUCGUGGUGAAAGAAUCCCUGUCAGACACCGACCAUAACUCUGAAGACUUGGAGCGCGAGCUGGGCGACAUUAUUUGCGAUGUGCUGGACAUAGACCACGAAGACUUGUCUCCUGACGUGCCUCUCACGUCUUACGGCUUAGACUCCCUAUCAGCGAUGGCCCUGUCCCAUGCUCUGGAACCAUACCUAGCCGUCUCGCAGCUUCAGCUUCUGGCCGACGUCACGCUUGCCGAUCUCGAGCAGCUCCGCGAAGAAUCACUGAGCGCAACUACUCCCGACCCCGAGUCUGCAGGCGUCAUGGCCGAGAUGGGCGAUUGCUGA
Fomitopsis serialis is the source of this 6345-nucleotide messenger RNA. RefSeq lists its product as uncharacterized. Bases 1 to 6345 code for a protein of 2114 amino acids. Gene Ontology annotation, molecular function: transmembrane transporter activity; fatty acid synthase activity. The transcript has 34 exons. The record is from RefSeq and is a predicted model, not a curated record. Gene Ontology annotation, biological process: transmembrane transport; fatty acid biosynthetic process. NCBI's taxonomy places the organism in Eukaryota, Fungi, Basidiomycota, Agaricomycetes, Polyporales, Fomitopsidaceae.